CCGGCCGGCCCGGCCCGGCCGCCUCCCGCCGCGCUCAGCCCCGGCCGCGGGCAGCGGCCCCGCCGAGGUGCCCAAGGGGCGGCGGCGGCGCUCACCGGGGGGCGGCGGUGGGUGUGUGCGGCGGGCGCGCCGCGGCCAUGGGGGCCCGCGACCGCGGCCAGGCGGGCCCGGAGCCGGCGUGGCCGCCCCGCCGCUCGCCCACCUGCUCCCCGCGCCCUCCUCCUCCGCCGGCUGCCCGCCCGGCCCGGCUCGGCUGUCGGGUGCAGCGCGCGGUCCCUCCCGCUCGCCCUUCCUCGCCGCCGCCGGUCCCCGGCGCCAAAACCCGGACUGGAUUCCCGCCGGCCGCGGCUCCGCCAGGCGCGGGGCGCUGGGGCCGCGCCGCCUUCGCCCGGAGCCGCGGGCGGAUUUGGCUGCCGGGCAGGCCGGCCCCCGCCGCCCACCCGCCUCGGCCCGGGAGCGCCCUGCCGGCCCUGCCCGCGUGUGCUGUGUUCACACCGCAGCAGGGCACGGGUGCCCGACAGGACAUUGCGGUGCUGCAGCGUGUCCGGAGAAGGGCAACAAAGCUGGAGAAGGGUCUGGAGCACAAGUCCUGUGAGGAGUGGCUGACGGAGCUGGGGUUGUUUAGGCUGGAGUAAAGGAGGCUCGGGGGGACCUUAGUGUUUUCUACAAGUCCCUGAAAGGAGGCUGUAGCCAGGGAGAGGGCGGCUUUUUCUCUCAGAUAAGCAGUGACAGGACGAGAGGCUAAAGUCUUAGGCUACGCCAGGCAAGGUUUGGGUUGGACAUCAGGAGGAAUGUGUUUAGAUAUGGGACUGAGCUGCCCAGGAGAGGUGGUGGAGGGAGUCGCCGACCGUGGAGCUGCUUAAGGAAGGACUGGGGAUGACACUUGGUACUAUAAUUUAGUUCACCCGGUGGUGUUCAGUCAUACGUCGGAUCCGAUGAUCUCGGAGUGAUCAUUGAAGUUCUCACUCCAGCUGGGAGGACAG
Messenger RNA from Poecile atricapillus (Black-capped chickadee), 983 nucleotides. Its product is annotated as actin nucleation-promoting factor WASL-like. The record is from RefSeq and is a predicted model, not a curated record. Lineage: Eukaryota; Metazoa; Chordata; Aves; Passeriformes; Paridae. Bases 138 to 635 code for a protein of 165 amino acids. The transcript has 2 exons.